AAUCAGUUUGCUCUUUGAUGCCGUGAACUCUGACAACAUCGAAAAGCUGGUUCAGAUGCGUGAAGAAGGAGCAAACCUGUUGGUCCAGGACCGUUUCGGCCGCACCCUCCUCCAUCAUGCAGUCGUUUUAGGCAGUAAAGAGAUUGUGAAGUAUAUCAUUGAUAAUGCUCCGGCCUGCAUCCUGGAUGUGACGGAGAAAUCAACAGGGGAGACGGCCCUGCAUAAGGCAGCUGCGUUGUGCCAGAGAACAAUCUGCUGUUACCUGGUGGAGGCUGGUGCGUCCCUCAUGAAGACCGAUCUACAGGUGAGGACAUUCAAAUGGACCUCAUACCUGUACCUUAUUUCUUAA
Messenger RNA from Sinocyclocheilus rhinocerous, 349 nucleotides. RefSeq names its product diacylglycerol kinase zeta-like. Gene Ontology annotation, molecular function: protein binding. The transcript has 4 exons. The record is from RefSeq and is a predicted model, not a curated record. Lineage: Eukaryota; Metazoa; Chordata; Actinopteri; Cypriniformes; Cyprinidae. The coding region runs from base 56 to 349 and encodes 97 amino acids.